Ascochyta rabiei is the source of this 888-nucleotide messenger RNA. RefSeq lists its product as uncharacterized. Bases 1 to 888 code for a protein of 295 amino acids. The transcript has a single exon. The record is from RefSeq and is a predicted model, not a curated record. NCBI's taxonomy places the organism in Eukaryota, Fungi, Ascomycota, Dothideomycetes, Pleosporales, Didymellaceae.
AUGACUCUAACGACACUAACACUUAACCUGCCAUGUCGCGGUCAUGUGGGUUGGCCAUGCCUGUCUCCCAGGUCAGGUCGAGUGAGAAUCGCCUUCCGGCCGUGCGCUUUAUGCUCUUUCAGGCGAUUGUUGCUAACUAUCAUUAUUUUAAAUACUUAUAUUAUUUGUAUUUUCGUUUCAAUUCCAUCGUAUUUCCAUCUUCUCUUCCUUUUCACAAGCGAUCAUGCUCCCCGACUCAUUGUCUGGAUUUCUCAGCAUCCCACGGAUCUAAUCGCAGGGCCGAAGCGCGGACGACUGCACUGCACACGAGUGGGGAGCAUGGCGCAAUUCGACGCACGUGAGCCGCGCUGUUUUGCUGCCGACGUGCGAGAAGGGGGCGCCGAGCUGCGGGAAAUAGAGCCUUGUUGGCAUUCUUGGCAUUCCUGGCGAGCACUCGGAUGCAGCAGAGGUUUCAGCUGCAGACGCACGAUUCUGUGCAGGCGGGCGUGCGGACGGGCGUGCAGACGUCCUCCCCAGUCCAGGCGUUUCGUUGGCUCUAGCGCAGUUCGCAGCACGCGAUCCGGCAAUGCGGGUGGGGGCUCGCGUCUCGCGGGCUCGUCGUCUCGAACUCGAACGGACGGUCGCCUAGGUGCUCAUCGGCAGCGGGCAUGUCUCAACCGCAGCCUAGAGCUACACCCAGCCUACAAAAUGGAGCCCGCCCGCUUCCUUUUGCCCUGCCCUCCUCCUUUCAGCCUGCACUGUACACUUGAUUUAGCCCUGCACGGUACACUUGAUUCAGCCCUGCACUGUACACUUGAUUCAGCCCUGCACUGUACACUUGAUUCAGCCCUACACUGUACACUUGAUUCAGCCCUACACUGUACACUUGAUUCAGCGCCCGUCUUCUGA